CUGUAGUCACAUAUACUAUAAUGGAAAAUUGUUUGCGGUGGCUUUAAGUUGGCGGUGAGCAAACAUUUCUGCAUUUACACAGUAUAUAGUAUACGAGCUAAAAAUCGAGAAGACAACAGCAUGUCCAGGACAAAAGAUACACAAAACAGAAGUUCUCCUGCAGUACCAAGAUAGGCCACCUGGAGACCCGAAACAAAAACGGAGCCAAAAUCAUGCCUUUAAUUUUUUUUUUCAUGGAGGUAGCAAUACAAAGACAUGAUAGAGGACUAAAGAGACAAGCUGAUGGUUAAAAACUUUUAUGCAGUAUUUUUACAGGCAGUAAAUUUUGCAUGUAAAACCAAGAGCCUGCCUUGGUCUUAGGGUCUUGCCCAAAUAUGGAAGUGCCUCCCCUAUAUUUACGGCUGUGGUCCAAAUAUGGUGCUGGCUGCACAGAGGCACUGUGGGGAGUUUUCUGUACAGUAAAUUGCAAAUUAUCAUGCACAGCCACCAUUUUUACGGAGACUGCAGCCGUAACAAAGCUCAAAGAUUCAGGUUACCAUCCACAUUUCAAUUUAAGGUAUAGAGAUAGAAGAGAAAGAAGAAGCCAUGGCUGAAGCCAUGGCUACCAAGCUUGAAGUUGGUGCUAUCUUCCACUCCUACGAUGAAGUAGACUUCGCUAUCCACGACUACCAAAUGAGGAACUUUGUACAACUAUAUAUAAGGGACUCCCGUACAAUCAGUAACGGCACACGGCGUGCUCGAAUAAAGAACUUCAACCAGAGGCUCAAGUAUUCUGAGAUCACCUUCGCCUGCGUCCAUGGAGGGCGCAAGUAUAAGUCCCAAUCAAGUGGUGUCAGGCCAAAUCAAAAGACAUUCCUGAUGGACUGUCCCGUGAGUCUGAAGAUGAGAGUUUCCCCUGAUGGCCAGUCUCUGUUUGUCAAGUCCUUUCAGGAGCAGCACAACCACAGUAUAAGCCAGGUUUGUAUGUGUAAUUGUGAAGUCAAGGGGUGGGAGGCGUGACAACACUAUGGACCACCCAUGUGUUGUGCUAAAUUCAGGAAGUAAUUUACAUAAAAUGUGGACAUCUCGCUACAAACUACUGGGAUAAAAAACUUUCCUUGUGAAAUAUGGCAAAUCAAAUCAUCUUUCCUACACAUUAGUCCAAAUGGUUCAACACUC
This is a messenger RNA of Branchiostoma floridae (Florida lancelet), 1158 nucleotides long. RefSeq lists its product as uncharacterized. The coding region runs from base 586 to 999 and encodes 137 amino acids. Lineage: Eukaryota; Metazoa; Chordata; Leptocardii; Amphioxiformes; Branchiostomatidae. The record is from RefSeq and is a predicted model, not a curated record. The transcript has 4 exons.